AUGACGCCCUUCCCCUGCUGCUCGGCUUCCUCUCCUGGGGAGCCCCUGUCUCUUUCUCAGUUUUCUCCGCUGCCUUCCCCUGCGUCAGCUGCGCGGGCGCCGGCUGCUGGCUCACCUUCGCUCUGCUCCACGCCCUCGUCGCGCCCGCGAAGGCAGAAGGAGCUCGCGGCUCAGAGCGAGGCGCUGCGCAGCUGCGACCUCACCGCGAGCGCGGCGCUCGCCCAAGAUCGCACGCGCGGGCUACGGGGUGGAGGAGGCGACGCAGAGGGGGGGAGGCGCCGAGGCGAGGCCGUUCGCGAUGAAGACGCGCACGCGACAGACUGCGAACCGGAGGCGGCGGCGGAGGUCCCAGGGCACGAGGAAGCGGGGUGUACCUGCGGUGGACGCGCGGCGAGGGUCGCGCGCCAGACCCGCAGGCUCAAGGAAGCUCUGAACCCUCUUCCCUCUCUCCGCGCCGAGCUCCUGUCGCCUGCGUGCCCGCCUCCACGGGGCGGCAGAGCGCGGCGCGUGUGCACCUGCGCCAGCGCCCUGGCAGAGCCUCGCGCGCCUUCUCACCACGAGAAACGCGAGCGGAACUUGGCAGACCGCGGAGAGCACGACGAGGAGAUCUUCCCUGUCUCGCGCGGCACGCAGGCCGCUCUCCGGUCAGACGGCACAGGUCGGGAGGGAGAGGGAGAAAAGCGCCUGCGCGGCGGCGCAGGGCAGCGCGACGCGGCGGAGGGGAGGUCGGAAUGCCUCUGUCCGCUUUGGAGGCAUGCAGGAGCAGACGCCUGCAGCAAAGUCGCGACUCACGAAGAAGCUCCCUCGAGGGAGAAAAAACGAUUGAAAAAGACUCGAGAAACUUCGCAGUCCACGCGCUCCAGACACGCGUCUUCAGACAACAAACCCCACCUGCCUCUCCAAAUCUCUCUCUCUCCUUCCUCUUCUUCUUCGCCUUCUUUUUCUUUGUCGUCUUGUUUGUCUUACCUGCGUUGGGUUGAGCCGGUGGGAGCGGCCCCGCCGGGGGGUUUCCAUUUUCUUCUCGUGUUUUUCUCCUGGGCGGCGCUGUGGCUGUGGCGCCCGCCGGGACCCGCGAUCGUCGCCGUCGCCUGCGUCCUGAUCACGCGCCUCCACCUUGUCUGGCUGCUCGCGCGUCUGCUUCAGAGUUGUUACUUCUCUCUUUUCCCGGUGAAGGCCGCUCGCCGCAACUGGCCUCCGGCCGCCUCGUCUCGGUUUCCUCUGCCCUCUGCGCGACCGUCAGAGCGCCCUCACGAAAACGGCGCGCCGGCGUCGGCGCCAGAACAUGCGCGCGCGUCUUCCACCUCGGUCGCGUCCCCGCUGCGCUUCCGCGUCUGUUUCCUGCUCUCCGCGGCGUUGCUGCUGACCUUCUUUCUCUGCAGCACCGCGCACAACUUGCCUUGCUUUGGGGAGCAUCCAUUUCUCCCCUUCGCUCUCGCCGAUCGCCCGCGUCUUCUUCUCGCUCUCGGCGCCGCGCUACACGUCCUCAAGGCGUACCUUGAGCAGGCGGCUGCGCUGCCUUCCCCGCUGGCGGCGCUCCUCUCGUCAACUUUUCUAUCGAAUUCGCCUUCGGGGGGUGCGGCGGCGCCCGCGCCACUUUCCGCCGCUGAUGCCGGAGUUGCGGUGUACUUCCACCUCGCGCGUGCACGUCGCGUCCUGCAGUCCUUCGUCGCGCGGUCGCCAGUUUUUGCUUUUUUCCACGACUCGCUUUGGGCGCCUUUCCAGAGAGGCGUCGUGGCUCCGCUCGCCCACGCGGUGGACCCUCUUUCGCUUUCGUCGCCCUUUCUCUCUCUUCUGUCUGGUGCAGGCGCGCCUGGCUCCACAGCGCCACCGACGUCAGCGGCGGCCUUGUCGGUUGUUGCUUUGUCUUCGCCGUCGCCUCCUCCGCAGCCUACGUUCCUUUCCUGGCUGCUGUCGCUGCUGCCCUCUGCAUCGUGGUUACCUGCGGCGCGUUCGCUGCGGUCCGCCGCUCCGUCGGCAUUUGGGUUUUCCCCUAUCUCGCCGCCGUCUCCAGGCUCGAUCACGCAGUCCUCCCUCGCUCCCGCGAGCUUCGCGUCGUUUUCCGCUUUUUGGCCAUUCUCCGCGGCUCCGCCUCGUCCGGCCUUCUUAGGCGGGCUCGCCGCCUCGGCUCCUGCGGGGGAGCUCGCCGCCUUUUCCUCCUCUCCUCUGCAAUCCGCAUGCCUUCUGUUCGUUCUCUGGGUUAGGCAGGUCUACCUCUUGCUCGCUGCGCUCGUCUCGGCGCUCUUCGCCGACAUCCUGCCUUCCCUCUUCGCCUCUGUCGCCGCGCUGCUGCGGUCUGCCUUGCCGUCCGCGCCUCCGCUCGCCUCCCUCGUCGCCCCUCUACUCCCCGCGCCGCUGCUCCUCGCGGCCGCCGUCGAGUUCACUCGCGACGCCGCGCUUGCCUUCCUCACCGCGCUCUCGCUCUACUUGGCGCUCGUCCGUGUCCCUCUCGGGUGCGCUGCUCUCCUUCUACGCGGCCUCCGCGGCCUGACCGCCGGCGCCAGACUCCUCUUCCGUCCUCUCGCUGCGCCUUUCGGCGCGCGCCUGCGCCUCCGACCGACCUCUGCAGAGAAGAGGAGGCGUCAGCGGGCGUGCGACGCACAAGACCGAAUCAGGCACGCGGAGCUUUCAGGCGACUCCUUGCCGCGGGCGGGCGGAGGAGGCCGCGCCGCGCAGGGGUCGGCUCGCCGCGGCGCAGGAGACUCUGCGUUGACCUCGAAGAGAGGCGGAGACGAGGCAUAUCAAGAGGAGUUUGCGACAGGGACUUGCACUCGCCAUUCGAGACGCUGCCGUCGUGAUGCCGCAGGCCCCCGGUCUUCGUCGCUGCCGACGAAACCCGACGUGCGUAUCUGCAUCUCCCUGGCGCACCACGCCCUUCCCGGGGCGCCUGCAUCGUCUUCCUCUUUUUCCUCUUCGGUUUUUGCUCUCUCCUCCGGUCGGCGGGGCCCCGCCGCCGGCGCGUCUGCCUCGCCUCUACACUCGAGCCGCAGGGGGCUGUCCCCAUCUGUAGCGGCAGGUCGUCCGCCUCCAUUCGUUUUGCGCGAUGCGCGCCUCCACGGAGAGAGCCUGGGGCGCGGCGAAGAAGGGGGCGAUGACUGCGCGGCGCGGGGCUGCGAGAAGGACUCGACGCCGCGCUUCCGCUGCACAGAGUUCUUCCAGGGCGAAGCCGCGAGUCGACCGCCUUCUUCCUCGCCGCAUGUCACUGCUGCCGUUGCGGCGGCGAAGAACGAGGGGCGAGGGGCGGUCGCGCGUGUGUGCCGCGCCUCGCGGGCGUCUGGAACGGCUUCGGCGGCGGAGGUGCUCGUCGCACUGGUGACCUGCUACUGCUUUCUCUUCCCGGAUCGGCGCUUCGUCUUGUUCUUCUGCGCCUCCCUACAGCGUCUGCAUGCGCUGCUGGUCUCGCUGCAUCUUCUCGCCACCUCCACGCGCGUGGAGGUUGCGCUCCUCCUCGACAGCCCGCCGCCCGUGGAGAGACUCCUCGCCCCGCUCCCUCCGCCGCUGCGCGUCAUCGACCCCGCAGCUCUUGGCGCGGCCUUCGGCGCGCUGCUCGGCGUCCUUCUCCUUCUCAGGUGGCACAGCGCCGCCGCGCGAGCUGGGGACGCGCGGCCCCAGCCCCUGCCUGAGCCCGUCGGCGCGGAGACCGCGCUCCUCGACCGCGCCGUGGAGCGCGCGGCGCGUGAGGCGGCGAGGAGGAAGCCGAAGAUUUGGCCGCCUGCGCUGGUCUCCUCUGCUGCUCGCCGCGCCGCUUCGCUUCCGCCGCACGCCUGGUGCGAGGCGAGGCCCCCGAAGGGCGCGCCGGCCGCAGCGCCCUACCCCCCCCCGCUCCCGUCAUCUCCCUGCGCUUCACUUCCCCAUGCUUCAUCUCUCCUCGAUUCAUCGCGCGAUGCGUCAUCGCCGCGUCCCGUCGGCGCACAGGCAGUCUCAGCGGCUGCGGGUGCGUCCACUGCGGCUCUCCGCUGUCGGUGCAGGCCGCCAGCGUCUGUUGCGUCGUCCCCACGUGCGCAGAGAGGAGAAGAGGCGCAAGGGGGCGGUAAGGGGUACUCGAGUAGUUGCGUCGUCUUGCCUCCGCCUGCAGUUUCGGCUCUGGCGGGCGACGAAGAGGAGGCGCCUUACCGGUCGCCUGCGCCGGCAGACGAGGGCAGCGGCGUCGCGCCGCCCACGCCCCCGCUGUCGCCUCUGUCUUCUCCUUUUGCCCCGCCGGCUCGAGUGCCUGCUGCUGGCGCAGCGCCGUCGCUUCGGCACCCCGCGCGGCUCUACGACGAAGAGGAGGGAGGCGAGGGGGAGGAGGAAGCUUUUGCCGGGGAGAGACUUGAGACCUGUGCGUACCUGCCGACUGCGCGCCUCUCCUCCGCGGCGCCGGCGUCCGCGGACGACGACAGACUGAAGAUUCUCUCUGCAGCGGAGGCGCUGCGCGUCACAGCAGCGCUUCAGAAGCUGCCUUGCUCGCUGCACAGCCUCACCUCGCUCCUAACCACGCUGAGACUUCCGCUCGACGUCUCCCUCUCCCGCGAGGCGGAGGCAGAGAAGGCAGCGAGUGACAGCGCGCGCCGGUGCGCCGGGGUGGAGAAGGAGGCGACAGAUGAGGCUGCUGAGGGCGCAGAUGAAGCAGCCCUAACCGCGGGGGAGAGCUUGGGUAGGAGAGGCACUUCUUCGCUUUUCGCCGACGACUUGCUCGCCCUGCCGCCCGUCUCCUCACACCUCUCGCCGCUUCUUUUGUCGCCCGCGUCGGGCACUUCCACGUCUCCAGUGUCUCCGCUUGUCGCCUCCACGCUCUUCCUCUCUUCUCACCACCGCCCCGCGUCUGAGGGGAGGGCGGAGGCGAGCGCGGCCGCUAAGUCGCCCGCGCGCGAGACGGCGCAGGCGGCGCCUUUUGAGGACCCUAGCGGGCCUUCGCGCUCCUUCUCGCACUGCCUCGAGGCGCUGCUUGCAGAGAGCGACGCUCCCCGCGACGUUGACGACCCCCUCGGGCUCCUCCACUCCAUUCAGAAGCUUCAGAACGCCCUGCCCGCAGACGCCACCUGUUGCAGACUUCGGCUUAUAGAAGGAGAAAAAGAGAAGAUGCGGGCCGUCGAGCAAAAGCUUCUUCCGAUCGUGCGGCUCCCUCGCCCACACGCCCGCCUCCGCAUUCUCUACGUGGCGCUGUCGCUGCGCGAGCGCGAACGCACUCUCUCAGACUUCCUUCGCCUCCUCGACUGCGCCUUCACCGAAUGUCGCGAAAGCCCCGCGUUGACGCGCUUCAUUCGCCACCUGCGCCUGCUGCGGCAGCUCCAGACGCUCCCCGACGCCGCGCCUCCUCUCCUCCACGCAGAGUCGCCUUCGCCUCUCUGCGCAGAGUCGCCUUCUGUUCCUUCGCUCGCUGUCUCUUCGACUGGCGGCCGUCGCGGCGCGGAAGACGAGGAAGGCGAGAGAGAGGAGAAAGAGCGACUCUGGCGCACGCUGCAUGAGCUGAAUGAGAAGCAAGAAUCCGGUGCUCUCUCCCCUCAGGCACGCGCGGCGCUCGCAGGCCUCACCGUUGCGCAUUUGGCGCUGAUGGAGAUGCUGCACGAGGACGAAGUCGCUCAGAAACGACCUGGAGGAGAAAGCGGCGAGCUGAAAGGAGAGGAAAAACAGGGAGCCGCGCGCGGCAAGGCAGUCGAGGACUUGCACCGACAGCUCGCACAUGUUCAUCUGGCAGUCGAUCAGUGCCGUCCCGUGGGCGGGAUGCCGAGUUCUCCAUCUUCCAUUAGAGACACCGUCGACCGGGUGUAUGAACACCUGACGCGGUUCGCGGGGGACGUCUGUUUCCUGUUCCGCGAGCGGCUUCGGCACGCGGAGGCUUACUCCAGGCCCUUCGGGACUCCUCUUCCGCGCUCUUCAUCGAGCGCCUCCCCCUGGCAGCCUCCGCCGCCGCCUCCGCAUGCCUCUCACGGCUGCGAUCUCCGCGCCUCGCAGUCGCUCCCCGCUUCCUCUGCGGGCGCAGAAGGGGGGGAACCGCGGGGAGGAGAGACGAGGCGGCGCGACGAGGACGCGGAGGACGCCAGCCGAGAGCGAGGCGUCCAGCAGAGCGACGCAGCGCCAAAGGAUGCGACGCCGGAAGGCGACAAAGGCCUCGCGCCAGAGAGACUUUUCUCGCCACAGGAACGCAGAGAGAACGGGGCUAUCCAGCACUUGGCGGUCUACUGCGAGACAGCUGAGGAAGCGUUUCGUCGGCUGGACGCGCGAGCCGAGGCCGCACAGCGUGCGGCCUCUGCGCUGCUGUCUGGCGCCUGGCUUCGGAUGCCGGCGCUCUCGCUGGGGCUUCAGAAGGCCUCAGGGGCUCUUCGCGGGCUUCACGGGCCCGCGGACCUCGACGCCGAAGACCUCGCAGAAGGCCAGAGCGCCGACGGAGACUCAUGGAAGAAGCCGAUUAGCGAGGCGCUCUGCCGGCUGUACGAGCUGCAGGCGUACCUCGGCGCCGUUCGAGAGGCGCACCUUUACCUACGAGCCCACGCGCGCGAACUCGCGGAGGUUUUCCCCGCCUACCCGUGCCUCAGGAGUCUCGCAGGUUUGCACGGCGCGUCUCCGUCGCCUCCCUCGCCUUCCAUUCCCUCCGUCGCGAGCAGCGCGGGCGUCUUGGAGCCUUGCGCGCCCGAAGGCCUCGCCCGCGCGGCGACUCCCCGCUCGUGUAAUUCCGAGCCCGAGAAGUUGCAAAUUUUGGCUCCAUCGGGAGGGCCGGCGAUGAACGCGCGCGCCACAUCGCUCCGGGAGGGGAUCCUGCCUCUCGCCCAGUGCAGAUUGUUGUGUGAGGUUCAGGGCGAGGGUCAACUGACCCUUCGGUCUCCUUUCGAUCCUUGCCUUCUUUCGACAUUCAGUUUCGACUCUGCGCGUCUGCAGGAGCGGCUGCCAUUCUCCGCUACACCGGCGUCGUUUCCGCCUUCUCCGCGCUCGCACGCUGAGCAGGCAGCCUCGGCGGGGGUCGCGGGCCCUGCGACCGCUUCUUCUUCGUCUUGGUUUUCUUCUCCGUCCUCUUCUUCUGCCUCGGCUGCUGCAGGAGCUCCUCGUCCGCUUGGCUCGCCGGCGGUCGCCUCGCCUUCAUUUGCAGCGCGGCGCGACCGGAGUUGGGUCGCCGUCGUGUUGGGGCGCCGGCGGGCUGCGGCGCGCGAAGCCGCAGAGGAGGAGAACCGCGCGAAGGCGACUGCGGAGAUGCGGAGCGAAGCGGCGAGACCGACGGCGUUCGGAGCGGAGGCGCCCGAAGAGGCCUUUCCGCCUCUCGCGGCGAGUGCCGAAGAGCGGCCGCGGCGGCAGAGAGGAGGCGCGCAGACUGGCGACCGCGACGCGGCGCACGCUCGCGCAGAAGAGACAGAACGCGAAGGAAAGGAAGACGACGUCUCUCGCAAAGGAGCCGGAGAGGUGGAUUCCGAAGAGGAACGCAAGCCUGCCAGUGAUUCGCCUCCUUCGAGUCGCCUCGCCUCAGCCAACGGCCGAGGCGACGAAGUCUGCCCCUGGUCUUCCGCGUCGUCUGCCGCAUUGCCUGAGGUGCCUGAGACCUUGCCGGCAUCAUCGCGCGAGCGCGAAGCGACUGCGCUGCGUGGCGCCGCGGAGCCGGAAGCGAGCGCGGAGGCUGAGGCAGAGGGAAGUGCCUUGGAAGCAGAAAGGCCUGAGGGGUUCGUCGCGCCGCUAUGGGCCGAGGCGAGCGUGGAGGGGCGAGAUGGCCUCUGCGAGAGCGAAGAGCGGCGCCUGCAGCCCGCCGCCGCGUUCCUGAACGCCGAGCUCCUCGCCCGGCGCCCGCCAUCCGCAGGCUCGUCGACGACCUCGCGUGUCAUGGCAGUCCCCGGGGGCGGCUUCUUCGCCUCGCUGUCGCCCCACUUGGAUACGCCAUGCCGCGCUUCGCUUGCGCCGUCGCUGGAGGCCGAGCAGAGUCUCCUUUCUUCGCCUUCAUGGAGAGCCGCCUCGAGCGCCGCGACGCCCCGCGGCUCGCCGCCCCGUCCGUCGGCUGAGGCGCAGGCGCGCCACGGCGAAGAGACGGGCGCAAUUGCGGUCGCGGAGCCCUGGCUGCGGGCUUCCGCCAGAGGAGACGUGUCUCCUCUGCCGCCAAGCCCUGCGGCGGCGGCGUCUUCCUCGGCUCUCGCGCCUCCCCCGUCGCCUCUGCGUGGCGCGGAAGCUUCGGCCGCCAGUCGCGGCUGGGCUGAGGACUCCCGAGGCGACAUGCGCCGGCUGUCGUCGCUGCAGCUCGAGGCCGAGUGGACGGAUGUCGGCGCCUUCGAAGAAGACGCUCACUUAGCGUCCUCCGUCGCGGAGAACUUGCUCGUCUCGCUCGUGCGCCGCCAAGCGACCCUCGCAGCGGGUUUCCCGCGGCGGUUCACGCCGCAGGCGCCCUGCGCCUCCCCGCCGUCGGCGGCCGCGGCGCCGACGGCGGCUGCGUCUGCGCCGGCAGCGCUUUCCCCAUGCGAGGCGGGCUGUGGCGGGGCCUUCAGAGGCGCCGAAAGCGAAGGCGAGCACGCGAAGGCCGAGGAGGAGGCGGAGCGGCACCGAGCCGCGAGGGAGGCGGCGGCGGGAAUGGAGAACGGAGGCCUGGGGAGCUCGCGGUCUCCGGCCUCAAACCGCGUGACAGAAAGCAGCCGGGGCUCGCCGCUGCUGCGGGAGUCGUCCCUCGGAGAAGCGAGCGAAAUGGGCGAAGAGGAGGAGGAUGACCGGCGGCGGGCGCGAGAGACAGCCGAGGAGGCGGGCGAACUCGCGCAGACGCGCGCCCGUGAGGAGGGGAAAGAAAAACGCGACUCUGUGAAGGCUGCCGCCGCCGCUGAGGCGCAAGACGCGCCGGGAGACGCGAGUCCACGCGAAGACAGGCGAGUGCCCUGCGAAGAGUCCGUCAUGCCCCAAGCGCCGCAGGGGCUUGUAAAGGAGGGAGGCGAUGCGCGUCGAUUCGCGGAGGUGGGAGGCGCCAGGGAGGUUAGCGCAAUCUCGACGGCGCUUUUGUCCCCCGCGUUUCCUCUCUCGAGGGAGGUGACGAGCUCGGUCGGCGACGAAGGGGACUCUCUUCGGUUGCGCGCGGAAUUCGCGCAGCCCAGCGCUCUCGCGGGCCUGCUUGCCGAGGCGGACGCCAAGCUGAGCCUCGCGGCUCUGAGCUCGCGAAGCACCAAGUCAACGCUGCCUGCUGUCUCGUCUCCCGCGUCCUCGGCCUCAUCCUCCUCCUCCGCGCCCCUCUCGCGACAGCUCAGCACGGUGUCGCUGCCGCGCAGCUACGUCUUGUCGCUCCUCGAGCGGCGAAGAAGCGUCGCAGAGGCACGCAUGCAGUCCUCUGCGUCCUCCUCUGCCUCCCCGACAGCCGCCGCGGAGCCGACUCUCGCGCAGCGGCGGUGGAGUCUGUCGGCUCGGCCUCCGCUUGGCUCCGCGGCGUCGCUCUCCUCUCUUCCGUCUGCGCGGCGCCGCGGGCGUCUCAGCGGCCUCGGCGCGUUCGCGCUGCCUCCACGAAGGCACUCGCUCGCUUCAGCGUGCGCGUCUUCGCCGCGUGCGUCCUCCUUCUCCUCGGCCUCGUCGUCCGCCUUGCCGUCUGCGCGAGCGGCCUCGUCGUCCGCCUCCCUCCCUUCGUCGCCCUCCGCCUCCUCGGUUCUGUCGUAUUCGUCCUGCGCUUCGUCUGCUGUCUCUUCGUUUGCAAUCUCUUCGUCUGCUGUCUCUUCUUCCGCGUUCGCGUCUGCGCCGACCUCGCCGUCUGCGGGCGCUGCGAGCGCCUCGCUCGCGCCGUCCAAGGCAUGCAAAGCGGCCUGCGAGGCCCUCGCGCCCGCCUCGCUUCUCUCGCGGGCGAUCUCUCUUCCAUUUUCUUCGCUGUCGAUCAGGCGACGAAGAGAGGAGGAACACAAGCACGCCGGCACGGCGGCGGGCGUCCUGGGGGCCUCGCGCCGGCGCCUAAGCGUCGCGCAUCCAGCGGGCGCGCCGCGACUCGCUCGUCCCCCCUUGGGCCUCUCGGCCGCGGUCGCGGCAGUGGAGCCCCAUCCGGAGACGUGGGGCCCGAAAGGAGACACCUUCGCGGGGCUGCCCAAACGCACAGCCCACGUGGGGGCGACUGGUCCGUCGGGCGCGCAUGCGGAGAGCAAGGCGGGAACUUCGCUCGCUUCCUCCGCCGCAGGCGCCGCGCACGCGGCUGCCGGGGGGCUGCAGAAACUCUCUCGCGGGCGGCUGGCGGUCGUGUUUCCUCUGCAGCGUGCUGAGGCGGAGACUCGACGCGGGAAGGCUGCUAGCUCCGCGGCAGCAAUAGAGCUGCGUAGCGCCAGGUCUUUGCUCCACGACAAGGACGCCCUCAAAAGCAGGGAGGGGGGGGCCGCUGCAGCCACUGCGCGCGCAGGCGCGAAGGAGAAGGUGAAGGCGCCGUCGCCGCACAAUGCCUUACACGCGCCGAGCGCGGGAGACGUCAACCGGCGGUCGCGCCGGCGAGAGAUACAUCCGAAGGCGAUAGAAAUAAAAAAGAUGCACGCCGCAUGCGGGAGGCCGAGGCGGGGGAACGGGCCCGAGGCCAAGGAACUUUCCUCUCGCAGGACUCUCAACGCGGCGGGUGUGAGAAGUGCACACGGACUGAAAAACGUCGCCACCGAGAAUGAGGUGCGCAGUGCGAGAGCCUCUGCCGCGCAGGGCGGCGUCAUCUCGUUGAGAGAGAGGACAGUCGUUCAGGAAGAAGGCGAAAAGACGCCGCAGAGAAGCUUCGAGAGCCACGCCACGCGCGACUCGACAGAUCCUUUACGCGGCGCACCGGAGGCCAGCGCAAGUGCGGAGGAACCCACUCCGCCGGCGAUGCAAAAAGACGCGGAGAGCCCUGAUGAAUAUCGACUCGAGACGGGAGAGCAACGUGACGGGGAAGAAGCGCCCGCGCCUCGACUCGGCAAGUGCUGUUUGCCGCUCGCGGGAUUCGCUUCUGAAGCGAGCACGCCCGGUGGUGGCUGGGGUGUACAUAAACCGCAGCUGCUUGCCGAGGUCCGCGCCUCUCCGACGCCCCGCGACGGCGACUUUUCGCCGAGUCGCUCAAACGUGGAGGGCUCCUUUCCUCACGCGGAGACGCGUUUUGUAUCUGGAGCUUUGCGCGACGACGGCUCAGACCCGGAAGGUUUGAGGGCGUUGACGCCAGUCGCUGGCGUCAGUUCGCCGACUGCUGCGCCCUCUGCAGUCUCCGCGCGCCCACGGGCUUCUCCCUCGACCAAGUCGCUGACGCCCUUCUCGCCGUUCUCUUCGCUUUUCAGCACGUUCCUCGCGGCGCGCGGCGCGCGUCUCUGCGAGGAACAGGGCGACGGGGAGGCAGCGGGGCCGCUGACGCAGGCCACGAGGGGGGAGGGCGAAAAGGAAACUGCGAUUUCGAGAAAUCCUGCGAGCCGCGGGCUCGAGUGCUUUCAGCUCUCGGAUGACGAGGCGCAGGAUGAUGCGCGGCAGGGCGGCUUUUCAGGGCUUUCUUCGCCGCGGUUCCUCCACAGCGACGAGGAAGACGAACAGAGGAAGGCCUGCGCCGCACUCGCGAGGUGCUCAGAGGCCUCCGUGGAACACGGCCGAGAGCAUGCAGCAGAAAAAGACGACGGCCCCGGGGGAUACGACUUUUGA
Molecule: messenger RNA, 11529 nt
Organism: Besnoitia besnoiti
Lineage: Eukaryota; Apicomplexa; Conoidasida; Eucoccidiorida; Sarcocystidae
Exons: 7
Coding region: 1-11529 (3842 amino acids)
Source: RefSeq, a predicted model, not a curated record